Pieris napi is the source of this 1101-nucleotide messenger RNA. It is a transcript of the gene Agpat2, whose product is annotated as 1-acyl-sn-glycerol-3-phosphate acyltransferase alpha. The record is from RefSeq and is a predicted model, not a curated record. Bases 188 to 994 code for a protein of 268 amino acids. The transcript has 8 exons. Gene Ontology annotation, molecular function: 1-acylglycerol-3-phosphate O-acyltransferase activity. Gene Ontology annotation, biological process: phosphatidic acid biosynthetic process. Lineage: Eukaryota; Metazoa; Arthropoda; Insecta; Lepidoptera; Pieridae. Gene Ontology annotation, cellular component: endoplasmic reticulum; membrane.
CCACUAAAUACUAAUACGCCAGUCGCGGGUCGCCAGUGUUAUCGGAAUAAGGUAUGAAAUGCACGUCUCAAACUUCUUAAUUUUAAAGUGAACGUAGUCCAUAAAAAUUUCGUAUACUUUCACUCCCAGUGUAUUUAAGAAGGCAAUAUUUCCAUGUAUACAUAAAUGUGACGAUUCACUUUUAAAAAUGGCUGCCUUCGACGUUGUACUUGGCUGUGUUAUGGCCCUUCUGAUCAUUUUGUUUUCCAUAAGUUCUACUGUUAGAUAUUAUGUUAAGUUUACAUUGUUUGUGGUGCUAUCUCUUAUAUUUGCGACUGCGCCUUUACCCCUGAUGUUGUUUAAACCUUUUGACCCCAAGAACGCGCUUAUACCAGCAGCUUUAUUACGGAUGACGGCUCGUAUGCUCGGCAUUCGUUGGACGGUUCGUGGAACUGAGAAUGUUGACGAUUCCAGAGGCGCUGUAGUCCUACUGAAUCAUCAAAGCAGCCUGGAUCUAUAUGUAUUGGCAGUGCUAUGGCCUUUAAUGGCGAGGUGCACGGUAGUGUCAAAGCGCUCACUACAAUUCCUGGUACCAUUUGGCACCGCUGCUUGGCUCUGGGGCACAGUGUUUAUUGACCGAGGGUCCGCCUCUUCAGCGCGUUCUGUGCUCAAUCAACAGACUAAAGUCGUUCAAGAGGAAAGGCGAAAGCUGUUGCUAUUCCCCGAAGGAACGAGGCAUUCUGGGGAUAAGCUUUUACCAUUUAGAAAAGGUGCUUUCCACGUAGCGAUGAAUGCAAGAGCUCCGAUUCAACCCGUGGUUGUAUCAAAAUACCACCACUUGGACUCGAAAAGGCCGUGGUUUGGAUCUGGGGAAAUAAUAAUAACAAUAUUGCCAUUAAUGGAGACUGAGGGUGUCAAAAAGGAGGAAAUCUCAACCCUGAUUGAUGUCGUACAAAAUAAAAUGCAGGACGAAUUUACAAGGACGUCGGCAGAGACCUAUGCGCAAAAAGGUUGAUUAAGGUUGUUAGACAACGUGAAACGGGGCUGUGAUAAUUCAAAUGUUCGUGGUGUUAUAGCUAUUUUUAUGUAUAUGAAUUUUAUACAAUAAAUUAUUUACUAAAA